This is a messenger RNA of Cryptococcus wingfieldii CBS 7118, 774 nucleotides long. RefSeq lists its product as hypothetical. NCBI's taxonomy places the organism in Eukaryota, Fungi, Basidiomycota, Tremellomycetes, Tremellales, Cryptococcaceae. The transcript is spliced from 2 exons. Bases 1 to 774 code for a protein of 257 amino acids. The record is from RefSeq and is a predicted model, not a curated record.
AUGUCCACUGCCGGCCCUUCACGCUCGCCCCACCCGUCUUCUCGCUACCACCCAUACACCCUCCAGCCCUCCAGCCCCCAGGACAACCCGCGCUCACAGCCCCAAGUGAAAGCUCGCCGCAACCACGACCCCGCUCCAACCAACGGCGAACCUCCCAGCCCGCCCCGCUCCAGACGCGAUCCCAGCGAGACACCCAGUGUAUCGCUCUCCAUGGCAUUCGGCGGCUCGGCAGGCGGAAAGUGGUGGGACGAAGAGCUCCGACUGUCUUCUAUGAUCCACACCCGCUUGACGAUCCUCCAAGCACGUCUGUCGCUGCACCAGGCAGCCCUCGCUAUGAACGCUGCCGGCGCUCCCCCCAUGCCUGCCGAGCACUAUCCCCGCCCUCCUUCCGAGGCCGACCUCCGUGCCCGCUCGCCCGAACGUACACCGUCGCUCAGCACCUCUCGCGACUCGGCUUCAGCGUCCUCUGACCGGUUGGCUUCGCCAACGGGGGGUAACGAGUACAUGCUGCCACCGCCUGUGCGUCAUGGGUACGAGGUUUAUGAAAAAUCAAUGGACAAGGCCGCGGAUGAGGCGAGACCGAGGUACUGGCAGUUGCCGGCCAUGUCUCAGGCUCCGGCGCGAAGUAGCAGACAAUUGUCGCCUCUUCGUGAUGUCGCAAAGGAGAGGUUGGUGAGCCCGAAAGAGACGGCAGGCAGAGAUAGGUCCGGGAGUGGGAUUGAGAUGUUGCUGGAUGCGGGUAUGAGGGGGUUGGAGAGUGAGCGCACGCGUUAG